Lagopus leucura (white-tailed ptarmigan) is the source of this 5690-nucleotide messenger RNA. RefSeq names its product glycerol-3-phosphate acyltransferase, mitochondrial (gene GPAM). Gene Ontology annotation, molecular function: glycerol-3-phosphate O-acyltransferase activity. Bases 1 to 2493 code for a protein of 830 amino acids. The transcript has 20 exons. Gene Ontology annotation, cellular component: plasma membrane; mitochondrial membrane. The record is from RefSeq and is a predicted model, not a curated record. Gene Ontology annotation, biological process: phospholipid biosynthetic process. Lineage: Eukaryota; Metazoa; Chordata; Aves; Galliformes; Phasianidae.
AUGGAGGUGUUGUCAGAAGGUGGCAAGAAAGUUUGGACAGGCUUGGAAGCGUCAGAAGGAAGACAUUUUUGUUACAGUGAUGGAGACAGGGAAUUAGCAUUACUGAGGGGAGAGUGUAACUCUAGGCCUACUCUCUUCCGAUCUGCCACUUUAAAAUGGAAGGAGACUCUGAGCAGAAAAAGGCCAUUUGUGGGACGUUGUUGCUACGUAUGCACUCCCCAGAGCCGGGAUAACUUCUUCAAUGCUAGUAUUCCUUCUUUGGGUCUACGUAAUGUCAUAUAUAUCAAUGAAACACACACCAGGUACAGAGGAUGGCUUGCAAGACGGCUUUGUUAUGUUCUUUUUGUGCUAGAGAGGGAUGCUCACAAGGGAAUGUUUGCCAAGAACCUGACAGAAAAUGUGCUGAAUAGCAGUAGGGUACAGAAGGCCAUUGUAGAUGAAGCUUCUGAGCCAAGUGUUCCAGGUAGCUUUGCUCAGGUGGAUCCUAAAGCUAUCAACAAAGUGAAAAAAAAAGCUAGGAAAAUUCUCCAAGAAAUGGUAGCAAAUGUGUCACCGGCUUUGAUCAGGUUGACUGGGUGGGUGUUACUGAAGUUAUUUAACAGCUUUUUCUGGAAUAUUCAGAUUCACAGAGGUCAAAUAGAAAUGGUCAAAGCCGCAACAGAGAUGAAUUUGCCUCUUAUCUUCUUGCCUGUUCAUAAAUCUCACAUUGAUUACCUGCUCCUUACAUUCAUACUUUUCUGCCAUAACAUCAAAGCACCCUAUAUUGCUGCAGGGAAUAAUCUCAACAUCCCCAUCUUCAGCACACUGAUCCGCAAGCUAGGAGGAUUUUUCAUUCGUCGAAAGUUGGAUCAGAGUCCUGAUGGUCAGAAGGACUUCCUUUACAGAGCUUUGCUGUAUGUGCACAUAGAAGAAUUGCUGAGACAGCAACAGUUUUUAGAAAUAUUCUUGGAAGGCACACGGUCUCGAAGUGGAAAGACAUCAGGUCCUAGAGCGGGUCUUUUGUCUGUGGUAGUGGAUGCUCUCUUCUCAAAUGCUACUCCUGAUGUCCUAAUUAUACCUGUGGGAAUCUCCUAUGAUCGCAUAAUUGAAGGUCACUAUAACAGUGAGCAGCUGGGCAAGCCUAAGAAGAAUGAAAGUCUUUGGGGUAUAGCAAGAGGAGUCUUCAGGAUGCUGCGGAAGAAUUAUGGCUGUGUCAGAGUAGAUUUUGCACAACCAUUUUCUUUAAAAGAAUAUGUGAACAGCCAAAGUCAAAAACCUGUGCCUGCUCCUCUUUCUCUUGAACAAGCUUUGUUACCAGCUAUACUUCCAUCGAGACCUAAUGAUACUGUGGAUGAAGGUACUGAGGCUUCACUGCCUAACUCCAGGGAUAUAACCAGUGAGCCUUACAGAAGGGAGCUGAUAGCCAACUUGGCUGAGCAUAUUUUAUUCACUGCUAACAAGUCCUGUGCUGUGAUGUCUACCCACAUUGUUGCCUGUUUGCUGCUGUACAGACAUAGGCAGGGAACUGAUCUUUCCAGGUUGGUAGAAGAUUUCUUCUCCAUGAAGGAAGAGGUCUUAGCCCGUGACUUCGAUUUGGGAUUUUCAGGGAACUCAGAUGAUGUUGUCAUGCAUGCCAUCCACUUGUUGGGGAACUGUGUAAAUAUCACAAACACCAGUCGAAACAACGAGUUCUUCAUCACUCCCAGCACAACGAUCCCUGCUGUCUUUGAACUCAAUUUCUACAGCAAUGGAAUUCUUCAUGUAUUCAUUAAAGAGGCAAUCAUUGCCUGCAGUCUUCGUGCAGUUCAGAGUAAGAGAUUCAGAAAUGGUACCAAUGGUGCUUCUCCCAGUUUGAUUAGUCAAGAGCACCUUGUCCGGAAAGCUGCCAGCUUGUGCUACUUGCUUUCUAAUGAAUUUACUGUAUCUUUGCCUUGUCAGUUGAUAUAUCAAGUUUGCCAUGAAGCAGUGGAAAAGCUGAUACAAUAUGGUAUUCUUCUGGUGGCUGAGCAGGAUGAUCAGGAGGAUGUCAGUCCCAGUCUUACAGAGCAGCAGUGGAAUAAAAAACUCCCUGAACCAUUAACUUGGAGAAGUGAUGAAGAAGAUGAAGAUAGUGAUUUUGGAGAAGAGCAAAGAGAUUGCUACCUGAAGGUGAGUCAGUCUCAAGAGCACCAGCAGUACAUCACUUUCCUGCAGAGGUUACUGGGACCUUUACUGGAGGCAUAUAGCUCUGCUGUCAUCUUCGUACACAAUUUUAGUGGUCCUGUUUCAGAGUCCGAAUACCUUCAAAAGUUACACAGGCAUUUAAUAAGCAGGACAGAGAAGAAUGUUGCUGUGUAUGCUGAGAGUGCUACAUACAGUCAUGUGAAAAACGCAGUGAAAGUCUUUAAGGAAAUUGGGGUUUUCAGUCAGACCAAUCAAAAGAGAGACACUAUUUUGGAACUUAGCACUACGUUCCUACCUCAGCGCAACAGGCAAAAACUACUGGAAUUCAUCAUGAGCUUCAUGGUAUUAUAGAACACAUACAGCACUUUUGUCCAGGGACAUGAAGGCAGGUUUUGAGACUGUAUCAAAUCCUGGGGACAUUUGCUACCCUUCAAAAUUUAAGGUGCCGCUGUCUGGGUAAGGCCUUCUCUGACUUGAACUACUGGAAGACAAGUGCCUUCUUAUGUAUGCAUCUAUGGGUUUCUUACAGUUCCAAUCCUGUUCUGAUACUCAGAUGACACUUUGGAUACAAGUUAUAAAACAUGUUGCAAAAAAUAAGAGCAAUGAUUAAAAUUAGAUUUAGAAUGGAGAGUGAAGUUUUAUCAAUGUUAUGUUUUAAAUAAAUCCACUUUUAAAAAUGGUAACAGAUGCACAAAUACAAAUGUUUGUGAUCUGUAGCUAACCCUGAGAUCUUGAGUUUAGUGGCAGCACAGCUUAUAGCAUAAAAAAUAACUUUCAUUCAAAUCCAGUUUUAUUGUUUUAAAUAAAAAGUAUCUAAAAUCUUGUUUAGGCAGGAUAUAUACUUCAUGGAUAAAGCCAUAGUUUUGCAUCAAUGCUAACAUAAAUGCCAAAAUUCUAAUGUGAAUAACAGUUACAAACAUCCAAGAAUAAUGACCAUGUAGCAGAUGAUUGUCAGAAAUGUCAGCAGGCAUACCUUGCACUAUUAGGGCUGUGUAGUGCAGUGGCAAAUUGCACUGAUCACUGCUGUCAUGAAGAAUGUCAGAAUAGCAUUUUUGUUUUUAUGGUGGCAUCUGUCCUUCAGGCAGAUGAAAGUCAGGAGCCAGUUGUCUAACUGUGAAUAUCUUGUAAAAUCUUAGAUUAUUAUUUAAUUGAGAAAAGCUAUAAAGAUUUUAUUUGUAAUUAGUAAAGUGUCAGAUCUUUUUUUUUAAGUGGAGCAAAAACUUGAUUUGGUGAAAUAAUUUUUUAAGUUUGGCCCUAAAAAUUUCAUCAGCAACUUCAACAAUUGUUUGGAAAACAGUGGUUCAUAUUCUGUAGCUGAGCAGAUCUUAGUUAGUGUUAAGAAGUAGCCUUUAGAAACACGGAAAUAUCAUAAGCAGUGUCCUUUGGUCUCUGUUUUUACUGACUUACAGAAAAAAAAUUCACAGAGAGAUCUGAAUAAUUGAAAGCUGAUGAAUAAUUCUGUCCCAUGAGACAGGACUUUAGUCUUGCAGUUUGGUCAUUUUGCAUGGAGGAACUUGCACUGUAGAUUUCUCUUCAUGUGAGAUGAGUUUAAAUUGGAAGCUGUAGUCCUGUUUUCUCAGUACAGCUGAUCGAGUUGAAGCAAUAACUUGGUGGUACGUGAAACUGGCUUGCUUAUGAAAUGUGUUUUCCUCAUGUAGAUUGCUUUCUGUAUGAGGGAAAUCAAUACUUCCAUUAUGGCAUUGUUUCACUUGAUUCUCAUGUCAUGGCCUUGUGAGCAGAAAAUCCCCCCCAAGUUUUUCAUGUCGAUCUCUGUUGCUUAACAUAAAUAUGGAAAAGCAUACUUGAAUCCCAGCGUUUGCACUGUUAUGCCAGCACAAAACUGACGCACACAUUUUGAGUUUGUGGCCAAGGAGCUUGUGUUUGUACUGCACACUUAUCAACGAGGAUAUUUCUGUAAAUUUUUUAUUAAAUGCUAUUAAUAUUUGAAAUCUAUGGUUUAUAGUUAGCAUUAUACAGUUAGCACUGUGAGACACGUGUUCUGUCACUAAACCAGGUGCUGUACAACACUUAAAGAAUUUCUGAACCAAAGCUACAUUAAUAUGAAUAGAAACUGACUGUAGAAUUGCUUUUGUUUUUAUGCAUUCCUGCUGUCUCAGCAGGAUAGUGACUGGAAGGCACAUCGUCUCUUUUGUCUACUAGCUUUUUAGAGAAGUUUCAGCUCAUUCUAGCUAAUGUUCACAGUCCGGUUAACCCAAUGAAUGCUCAUACAGUGUUGUUGCUGAUGGCUUCCAUUUAGUCUUUUAAAAGACUAGGUGCUUCUAAAUAACAAGGUCUCAUAGUUUACUACACUUCAGUACAUGUGAAGUGUAUUAACGGUGAAGAUUGUAAAUAAAAUUUUUUACAUAUGAAGCAAUAUGAAGCAAACAAAACUUGAGUCAUUUUGUUAAGAUUGUUCUGCCAACUGAUGUGUUAAUUGCAUAUACCCCAGGAGCACUGUGGUCGCAGGAGUGUUCUGGCUAGGUGUUGCAACUAAACCUAACUUAUAGUUUACCUUAAAACAGAAAAAAAAAAAAAAAAAAAAAAAAAAAAGGAAAAAAAUAAAGAGAAAAUCUGAUUAACAGAAGUCAGCGAGUGGAUAGAGUACUAUGCAUGUGAAUACACAUUAAUGAAUGCAUUUGGUAUGCAGAGGCAGGAUACACCUGUAAGGUUGGUUUUGUAUGAAAAAGCUGCACGUGAAAAAAUCAUGUACUAGGAGUCAUCUGCCACUGGAAGCCUUUGCUUUCUGCAGCAAGUGUGUAUGUGUGCAAGCAUGGAUAUUAUGACACACAACGAUGCUUUUCCCUGGAAAUAAAGCACAGUAUAAAAAUUACCUGGCUGUAAUAGUCAAAAACUACAACCAACACUUUUGCACUGUAUUUACACCUUCAGUAUCUUCUGACUUUAUUUACCUCUCGUGUUUCCUUUGCUGAUAUAAUACCAGGUUGAGUUAACCUUGGUAAAGUUAAUCAGUAAAGAAGAAAUAAUAGACUUUGAAUUACCACAAAUGUGUUUUAAGACUCUCCUCUUAACAAAGACACAAGCACCAUCAUUCUAUUCAUGUUAAUCAGGUAUGCAGGUCUUUUGGGGUCAGGGUCUUGCAUAAUAUGUGAAAUGUAAUCUUUCCACGUGUAUCCUAUAGAUCUUAUAUUUUAGAGCAACGGAAGUAUAGAAUUCCAUUUCCAUGCUGCCACAACCCCCCAGCCCCCAGGGAUUGUGAGCUUAUUAACACGUUACUCACAGUGACCUGUAAGGCAUAUCUGCCUUCUCUUUGACAGCAUAGGGCUUUUUUCACAUAUCUUUGGUUAGGAAGCAUAUACACACACUUGCCUUUACCUGGUCUCUGCUCUGCCAAGAAAUACUCAGCAUCACGAUUUUAAAGAACACUGAGCUGGAGGGGUUGUAAGAUACUGUUGCUGUUUUGUUUCUGUGCUUAUGAGCCCGGUACUGCUUCCUUGUGAAUGUUACCACGUUUUACUUGUUGUCCAUUGUAGAAGCACAGAGGUGUUCUGGAGUCAUUUUAAUAAAUUAAACUGUUUGCUAAUAUGAAA